Messenger RNA from Pocillopora meandrina, 4264 nucleotides. The record is from the annotation of a GenBank genome assembly. NCBI's taxonomy places the organism in Eukaryota, Metazoa, Cnidaria, Anthozoa, Scleractinia, Pocilloporidae.
AUGAUACACGUAAAACCUCCUCCAAUAACACCAAGAGCUUCGUACACUUUACGGUGGUUGGAAGCCGAAGGCCACAAUGUUAAUUUAUCAGGAAUUGCGGUUAACUCCAAAGGAGACAUCGCCGUGUCCGACCAGGGAUGUGAUCGUCUCAUCGUUUUGAAUAAAGAUGGAAUAUUUAAAGAAACAAUCGGUAGUAGUGGGAAAGGAAAAGACAAUGUGACGUUACCUGAUGGAAUAGCGUACAACAAAAGCGACCAUUUGCUGGUUUCUGAUUAUGGAAACCAUCGUAUUCAACUGUACGAUUGUAGAGCUGGUAAAUUUUGUUUUUCAUUCGGAUCUGGUGGAUCGGCUGAUGGGCAACUUUACUUUCCCUGUGGUUUGUCCAUAGACGAACAUGACAAUAUAAUUGUUAGCGACUGGGGUAACAAGCGAGUCCAAGUUUUUGACGAACGCGGAAAUUUCAAGCUAAGGUUUUCAGGUCAGGCCACUGAGUCUCCCGAGCCAAGCGAACCGCAACAUUGCAUAGCCUUGAAAAACCUAUAUUUUAUGACGGAUGGGUGUGCAAACUGCGUGCAAGUAUUUGAUGAAAGAGGAACAUUUCUGCACAAUAUAGGCUGUAUGAAUUCUCCUCAAGGGAUUGCCGUUAUUGAAAGCGAAAUUGUGUGCGUUUGUGAUUCGAAUAACAACUGCCUGCAGUUGUACUACCCUGAUGGCGCUUUUGUUUCUAGUGUCUCCAAUUUAACCUGGCCAAUGUACCUGGCAAAGGGAUCAAAUAGAGAGAUUUUUGUGAGUGAGAGGGGAAGUUGCCAAAUAACUGUCCUAAAUUGUCCAUUUUAAGGAGAAUUACAUGACAACAAUUCAAGUUCUUGUUGAUGAUGUUUUAGGUCAUUGAACAAUGACUUUAAAUGAAAACAGUAUAUUUUUAUCGAGAGAAUAUCAACUGGUUGAUAUUCUUUAGUUUUUAUAUAAGAGUUUCGCCUAUACCAAGUAGGUUAAAAUAAUUUUAUUAGCAACUGGCGUGGAGAAUUUGAAGCGCAUGGCAAAUAGCAAACUGAAAAAAAAUGAAUGAAAAUUUUCUUGUUUCAAAGAUGGAAGCCUCUUAAUGGAUUGUUUGAUGAUUUUGGCGCGCAUCGAUCAUUGCAUGAAUACCGUGUCAUGUCAUCCCUAGUCGAGCUCGCGUAUCCUUUCCCAACUAGGCGAAGGAUAAUCUUCCAUCAUUUUUAUCCUCUUCGUGCGGUUUGAAAUCAUCAUGUCUGUAGCAACAAUUACAAAGUUUUAGUAAAAUGGUUUCCAUACGUCAUUUCCGUGCAUUUGAAAAAUGUCGGUUUAAUUGCAAAGAUUUUACGAGCUAAUAUGUUAAGUUAACUGUGAUUGCAACAGUAUUACCUGCAUUUAACAGACUAAAUAAUGUAAUCAGUUGGAUUUCUAAAUUGUAACCGUCGCAAACUGCAAAUCUAUUGAUUUAUGAAAAAGUUCACUUCGUGCCUAAAAUUCAAAGAAAAAACAUUUGAAUUGAAAAUGCCAUGUUUGAUUAAUCACAUUGCCCAUUAAUUUAUUUUUAUUCGGAACGAAAUUUAUUUUAACAAUGACUAAUCCAUUGAUCCUAAGAGCGCACUUAAAUCUCUGAUAUGUGUGGGGGUGGGGGCGGAGAGUGUGCAGGAGAGUAGGAAUUCGCCAGUCUGCGAUAUUUUUUAACAGGCUCUAUUUUUGUUACUUUUGUUACCGUAUUCCUUUAAAACUUCCGGAAAAGGAAAGGAAAGUUUUCCUCCUUUGCGAUAGCUAUCUCCCGCUUGUGAUUCAUUUCUUUUGGUCCGCUUUCGCCUCAUGCUUAGCCCUCUUCCAAUCUCGUUUCUUCCCCUUGGAUUUAAACGGAGCAAAAUAUGUCUGCAACGCAGGCGAGAAGACCGGCAAUGCUAUCCAUAAUCCGAACUUUUAAACAGCCAGCGUCCGGCAUCCGAGCGAAAAUUUUCAGCCAAAUUGCAAUUUGCGGUAUCUUUUAAAAUUUUAAGUUUGUUAAUCAUUUUUUAGGUAUUCGCAGAGUUUUUUUAAAUGCCAGAUCUGCCGAACCGAAACCGAAUCACUCCGCACCAAGAAAAGACUUUUAAUCUCUUUGGGAAAUUUUUUAUUUUACAAGAGCGGAAUAAAACAUUGAUUUUCAAGAUCUGAGCUCAGCACUCCAAUCAGCAAUCGCUUAGAGCACCAUGCAAAAGAGAAAAAAUUGCGAACAAAUUUGCCGCAAAGAUCGGUAAUUUAGUGACUUGAGAUCAAAGUUAUUUGGUAAAUAUUUUCACCCAAUGAAACUAAUAUCCUUUCGUCGUGUUUUGUAAAUGUUUUCCUAUCUUCUUGGAUAGAUUUACUGAAUUUCAAAAGGAAAAUCUACAUGGUCAUGUAAUACAAAAUAAGCUGUCCGUAACCUUUUUUUCGGAUGCCUAAACUUUCCAUCUGGCGAUCGUUUAUCAUUCCAGUAAAGACAAGAAAAUAUAAGAAUCUAUAGGGAGUUUAUAAUCGCUCGGUAUAGACAAACCGUGAAGUUUGAGUUUGUCAACUCUCAAGCAACGUGACAUUCAUUCAAGCAAAAUUUUCCCGGGAAACUAUACGCCAGCGUUUUCCCACGCACUGAAAUCGAAUUUUAUAUGUAUUGGUUAAGUUAUCGAAUGAGAUGACGAUGAGAUUUGGUCAUUGUAAGGAGAUUCUAGAGCUGACGUUUCGAGCGUUAUUAGAAACUUACCAUCUUUUGCAUAGGCUGAUUAGUAAUCACAUUACCUUUCAUCAGUUUCAAAGCAUCCCACGCGGAUUGCGCGGGAUACAAUUUCCCUAAAGUGCUACAAACGCGCGUGUUUGCCUCUUGCACCUCAAAUUCCCGCUCACAUUAACGUGCAAGUACUCAGCCGAACGCGCCGCUUUUACUCAUGCAAGCCCACAUAUUGUAUAUGGUAGAUAAAAAGGUGAGAUUAUUCGCGUUGUCAGUCAGGACUUAGAAGCGUUUGCUUACUUAGUGGCCUAUGCUCAAUUAAGGUUUCAAAUACAUUUCGCACCACUGACAAUCGAGAUACUUUAGAAAAGUAAAUUUGCAUUUUGACAAUAACAAACGUACAAAAGAACAAAUUAUUAUCUGCAGAACGGAAUAAAAUCUAGGAAUAAAGGCAAAUUUUACGUUGGUUUCAUCAUCAUUGUUAUUUUGUCGAGAAAACCUUGACGAUCGACUGCAAAAGCGAUCGGGCAAAUAAAAAAGGAAGUCAAGGAAAUUGUAUUUCGUUUCAAUAAACAACAUUUCGUCAUGCAAAUUUUUUCAUUUGUUGAUUAUCAUAAUUGUCAUCCUAUCAGCAGCAAACAACUUCCUGUUGAUGCAGUGGCGGCCCGUACUUACUACUAAGGUACAUAAAUACGAAAAGCUGUGGAAAUGAUACACGUAAAACCUCCCCCAAUAACACAAAAAGCGUCCUACAAUUUACGGUGGUUGGAAGCCGAAGGCCACGAUGUUAAUUUAUCGGGAAUUGCAGUUAACUCCAAAGGAGACAUUGCCGUGUCCGACCAGGGAUGUGAUCGUCUCAUCAUUUUGAACGAAGAUGGAACAUUCAAAGAAACAAUCGGUGGUAGUGGAACAGAAAAAGGCAAUUUGUCGUUACCUGAUGGAAUAGCGUACAACAAAAGCAACCAUUUGUUAGUUUCUGAUUAUGGAAACCAUCGUAUUCAACUGUACGAUUGUAGAGCUGGUAAAUUUUGUUUUUCAUUUGGAUCUGGUGGGACAGCUGAUGGGCAGUUUAACUUUCCCUGUGGUUUGUCCAUAGACGAACAUGACAAUAUAAUUGUUAGCGACUGGGGCAACAAGCGAGUUCAAGUUUUCGACGAACGCGGAAAUUUCAAGCUUAAAUUUUCAAGUCACGCUACUUUGGAGAAGAAAUCAUGGGGAUGUCGUGACUCGUCUGGCAUAAGCGAACCCCAACACUGUAUAGCUUUUAAAAACUCAUAUUUCAUGACGGAUGGAUGUGCAAACUGUGUAAAAGUAUUCGAUAAAAGUGGGACAUUUAUACAUAAUAUUGGUUGCAUGAAUUCCCCUCAAGGGGUCGCAGUUACCGAAAGUGAAAUUUUGUGUGUUUGCGAUUCGAACAAUAACAGUGUGCAGUUGUAUUAUCUCGAUGGUAAACUUAUUUCUAAUUUUCCCCACCUUAACUGGCCAAUGUACCUUGCAGUAGGAGUAAAUGGAGAAAUUUUUGUGAGUGAGAGGGGAACUUGCCAAAUUACCGUCUUAAAAUUACCUUAUUAA